Molecule: messenger RNA, 21820 nt
Organism: Linum trigynum
Lineage: Eukaryota; Viridiplantae; Streptophyta; Magnoliopsida; Malpighiales; Linaceae
Source: the annotation of a GenBank genome assembly
AAUAACGAAUAUUUUGAAUGACCAAUAUUUGAUAAAUACAAAAUAGAGAAAUAUGAAAUCCAAGUACAGCAAGUCCAAAAUAAAGAAGCAAAAUAUCAAUCUUGAUUGCUCUUUUCUUGAUCAUCUGAGUCGUACCCUUAAUUGUCAUCUGAAUCUUCUUCUUCAUUACUUUUGUUCACCCUCUCGUGAUGCUUGCGUUUAUUUCCAGCAUUUCCAACCUUACUAGACUUUCUCACUUCCCAUCUAAGAGCACAACACAUAAUUAACAAGGUUAUAAAGGAAUCCAAAACAAAAUGAACCCCAUAAUUCCAAAACAUAAAUUCAAAACAAACGUAAACCCAUGUUCAAUGAUUUGUGUUAUUCUUCUUGGCUUGAACAAUAUAGAAUGACAAAACUUACCUAUGUUUUGUUUCUUCCUCUUGUUCAAGAACCGAGAAAGCCAAACAAACGAAAUUCAGAACCCUUGCCCUGCUUCUUCUACUUAUUCAAAACCCAGAAAGACAAAUCAAACGGACCCUAUAAUCUAAUCAACGCGAACAAAUUGACAGAUUGCUGCAAAAAAAAAUGACAAUCACCACGUGUAAAACUAAGUGAUUGAUUCUCUUCCGAUCGGCUACAGAGAGAUCUGAUUCGCCGGAUUUGGAUCGCCGAUCCACCCCUGUAGCAGCUUCACCGGCUAGUUACACAUGAGCAUCGUCGAUCUUCAAGACUCAAAAUGGUCGCCGCCGAGCUCUCCUCCAACUGAGGCGCCAACUUCGUUCUCCUGCACCCAUUGUGCCUAGCUCGAUCCCUUUUCCAGAAGCAAUAAUCGACAUAAUCUCCAUCUGACCAUCUCCCUUCACCAUAAAACCUAGAAACAUAAACUAAAAAAAAUAAAAUACCCAUAAUCGAAAGCCAUUAUCGCACGACUUCUUCGUAGACACAAGGAACGGCGACAAAUUUCUUCACCUCUGCUUAUAGUAAAAAACCCUAAAAACUCAGGGGAAGGCAAAUCGGAACCCUUGUGCCCAUAAAUCUCCGCCGUUCCUCACAGAUCGGACAACUACUGGUGCACCUCACCACAACCAACAAAACAAUCAACCCGCCGCCGCUCCUCCCUGUCGAUGUUGUCUAUAGAUCAGUAUCAAAUAUCAAUACAUGCAACGCAGAAAACAAAUACAGAAUCGGAGGGCAAAGCUCGCAUGCAGAGGGAAAUAGGCGAGCAACGGUGUCAGUGGCUGGAAGAAGGAUGCAGGAGUUGAAAGAAGAGGAGGGGUAUAGAGGAAGGAGGAGUAGCAGCAGUCGUUGGAUAUGUUUGCUAAGGAAAAGAAAAACUUAAGGAAGAAGAAGAGGCGGCUGCGUAGUGGGGAAGAGCAUAAGAGGAAGGAAGGGUAUAAAAUUAUAAAUUAAAGCAGUGGCUCAUAAUCUUUUGGGAGACUUACUUCAAUUGGAGAAGGGGAUAUGUUGGCGGGCUAAGCAAAAUUUGGACGGGCGAGUAUGUAUGGGUAGGUAGAUGUGGUUUAGUGGUUAGGAUACAAUGUAUUGAUGAUGGUGAUGUUAUAGGGUAUAUGUUUAUGAUUUUUAUUAGAUUUUACAAUUAAAUUCAUGACAAAAUAUAUUAAUUAACAAAAUCAAAACUUAUAAGAUCAAUUUUGUUUGGCAAAAUUCAUAUGUAUAGCCAAAAUUUUGCCGUUUGUGACAAUAAUAGCCACUUUUGGGGAAAUACCAAUAAUAGCCAGAAUUUUGAAAGUUUGAUGACAUAUAUAGCCAUUUCCAUUACAUAAUUUGACGGUGUCAGUAACACCGUUAGUCAAAUUAACAGAACGCUUACGUGACUGCCAACUCACCAGACACAUCAUCGACAACUCAACAAACCUUGCCACAUGGAUGCCAUGUCAUAUUUUAAUUUAAAAAUAAAUAAAUAAUAAACUAAAAAUAAAAUAAAUAACAAAUAAACUCAACUCAACAACACCGCCGCUCUUCUCUCCAACUCUUCCUCUACCCAAUCGCCUCCAGAUCCAAUCGCCUCCUCCGCCCCCUCGGUGUCGCCGCCUCCUCCCUCUGUCGCACAAUCGCCUCCUCCCACUAGUGGGUUUUGAUGUCGAAAAUGAAGAGGAGAAGAUUGGGUUGUUGACGUAAUCCAUCAGAAUUAGGGACGAAGGAGAUGGCGGAGAUUGUCGAUGGAGGUUACGGAUUGAAUUAGGGAUUGAGGAGAUUGGCGAUGGAAUAUGGGACUAUGAGGAGAUGAACUCCAUGGUUUGGAUGUUUGAUUCUGGGGUUGGAGACUCUGGGGAACUCGAUCUGUCUCCUCAAGACGAAAAUGCUUCGUUGACGACGACAGCGGCGGGUCGUGCCUUUGCAUCAACUCACGCUGACGAGCUCACACCAGUCGUUUCCAGUGCUCGCCGUUGGGUACCACCGGUACCAAAUCCCUCCUAUUGUCGUCAACGAUCAGCAUCACCACCCCCCCAGGCCUGAAUUCAAGAAUCUAAUGAAUUUGGGAGGAAGAACUAGGGUUCUUGAAUUUGGGGGUUUUCAAAUCCGAAUCUGGGGUACAAUUUCUUAUAGACCAGGAGCGUUGGACAUCAUAUUCAAAGCUUCUCCUCUAUUUUGUGUAGUAAGAAAAGAAAAGUGGUUUUAGGAUCAGUGGUGGAGACAUGGAGGUGGAGUGGAGUGGGGAGGAGAAGAUGGACAAGAAGCAGAGGUAGCCGAAGGGUGAGGGAUUUUUUUUUUACUGUGGAGAGAUAUUAUUGUUCUAUGUUUUUUUUUUGUAAUUUUUUUUAUUUAAGUUAAUUAAAAUAAAAAGAUAAAAUUAUGAUGGUUUUCCACCUAUCAUUGCUACUUACGAAAUUGUUGCCAUUCAGUCUUUUCGUUAGUCCAGUCAGCACGUUUACUAACACCGUCAAAUAAUUGGAUGGAAGUGGCUAUUUUUGGUAUUUCGCCAAACGUGGCUAUAUUUGGCUAAACCAUCAAAGUUUUGGCUACAAAGCUGUAUUUUGCCAUUUUUUUUUUUAACAUAUGUUCAUGAAUCAAACGAUUUAUCAUUAGGGAAUAAGGUAUUGAGGUUUAGGGUAUAAGAUAUUGAUAAGGAUUUCUCAAUUUUGGUUAAAAACAUAUGUUUUAUAAUACUCUUUAUGUUGUGGUUGUAUUAGGAUUAUUUGAUAAAAAAUUUGAAAAUGUAGAUAUCACCUUAAUUAUUAGCUAGUAUACUUUACCCCUUCUAAUCCCUAAGUCCUUCCUCCAAACCGCCAACCUUCUGCGUCAAUCUAUCCCCUUACCACUUACGCUACAAUGUCAUCUUAAAAGGAAUAAUCCCAAUAAACUACAGUUGCUUUGCAAGAUACAUCCCACCUUCAAAUACGCCAUUGAUGAGAAUUGAAAUAAAAACGUUUAGACAAGAGGAAGACGAGCCAUUAUUCAAAUCUUGAGAAAGAUUCACCUCUCUUUUACUCUAGUGCCCACACCACGGUUAGCCGAUUGGCUUCAAGUGGAAAGCUUCUAUAUAAUGGACUAACUUGUGGCUCUCGAAAUUUACUUGAUGCCUCCAGUGGAGGAGCUAUUCGGAACAAAGAAGUAGGCGAGUUGCAAAAGUUAAUUGAAAACAUGGCUCCCUAUAGCUAUUAUUGGGGUGAUAGUAGGCGAGGAAAGAGUUAAGGAUAUGAAAUGUGCUAAAAAUCGAAGAACCAUCCUCAUCAUCGGCACAUCUUUAGUAAUUGACAAAGAAUAUUGACUUUGUUGCAUCAACCAUGAAGAAAAAUGGCAAGCAAGUGAUGAAAUGUGAUUGGUGGUGAUUUGUGGAGAAUGCCGCAAACAAGUUUUCAACCUUGGAGGCCGGUCAAAGAAAUCAUCGAGCAACACUUCAAAACCUUGAAGCACAAUUGAGCUCUAUGGCUCAAUCUCUAUCAGCAAAACCUCAGGGAGCUUUACCGGGUAAUACGGUACCUAACUCAUACGAAGGAUGUCAUGCGGUAACUCUUAGGAGUGGCCAACCAUUGAAGAAAGUUUCGAGUUCAAAACCCCGAGCACCACAUAGGGAAGAUCAAGGAGAAGUUAUUCAAGAAGAUAAGAGUGUUGAAGAGGAAGUGAUGAUAGUCCCCACCAAGAUUAAUGUCGAAGAAGACGAAAACUCAAAGAAGCCUCAAGUAUCCGAAGAAAUUCCGAAGGCACAUUAUCCUAAGAGAUAAUUCGAGAGUGAUCUACAUCAAGAAUGUGCUCAAUAGAAUGAUACCCUCAAGCAACUUAAGGUAACCAUUCCUUUCUUGGAAAUGGUUAUAAAGAUUCCUAAAUAUACUAAGUUCUUAAUGGAAGUUUUAUCGGGAAAGAUAAAAAUGGAGGAAGUUGCUAUGGUUUCUAUGACUGAGUUCACUUUUGUAUCAAUUGGUUGUGAAGGCAUGCAACCAAAGAUGAGAGAUCCGAGAGUAUUCAUUAUUCAAUAUACCUUUAAUGACAAGACCUUUUCGAAUCCUUUAGCCGAUUUGGAUUCAAGCAUUAACAAUAUGCCUACGAGGAUCUAUAAAGAGCUCGACCUAGGACCACUCACUCCUACAAGUAUGAAGAUUCAAACAUCAUCAAAUGAUCAAAAAAUACUCUGAGUGACUAGCCACGGAUGAGGCGGCUGAGAGACUUCAUGGUCUUCACCUUGGACUUCUGAUAACACCUAAAUUGGUGUUAUUUGCCCUUCAUAUUAAGGUUUUUUUCAUGCCAAUCAAUGUGCAUAAAUGCUUAAACAUCGUCAAUUGCAUUCCUAUUUUGUUCCAAUUUGAAUUCGAUGUGAUUUUAGGGUGUAUUAGACGAUAUAUGCUAAUUAGGUAAAAAAAAAACAAGGUCACAAGUGUAGCAAGAGGGCAAAAGAUUGAAGAUCGUGGCCUAGAAGUGAAGAUCACGACCAAGAUCCUGGACUGCGAAGUCAAGGUGAAGAUCGCGGCCUAGAAGCCCAAGAUCGCGACCGCGAAUUGAAGGGAUCAAGGUGAGAACUUUGAGAAGAAGGAGUCGCGGAGAAACAGAGAGUUUCCCCAGUUGAAUCAUGACCACAGUGCAUUUUGACCGCGAGGAAGAUCGCUGAUCUCGAUCGCAAAGUCAGCCCAUGAUCUCCUCAAUUUCGGAGGCCAGUAUGACUGCGUUUCAAGAUCGCGGUCUCACCUCUGAACAUCCCGCCUGCGAUCUCUUCCUUCCUGGCCACGAAAUUGUCCGUCCUUUGAUUGCCUAUAAAUAGGAGACCCCUUUCCCACUUUUAGAUCAGCUGAUUUUGAGAGAAGAAUUUCUGGUUUUAGAAAGAGAGAAAAGAGUGAGAGAAGCUAAAGGAAGUAGAAGAGGAGAAGAAGGAGAAGGAGGUAGAAGAGAGGUGGCAUAUUUUUCAACCUCAAGUAUUCUUCAAUUUCUUCUAUGUAUCUGCUUCCCUCAUUUAUGGAAUAGUCCUCUAAGUUACUAGGGGUUCUAAACCCCAAACCCCAGUUUUAGGGUUUACUAUGUAUGUAUGGAUAUUUUAGGGUUUGAAUGAAUGAAUGUGUUUAUCUAGUUGUUUCUAUUGCUAUUAUAUCUUUGAUUGUGUUUGGGUAAGUCGCCCUAAUCUUCUCUAUUAGCCUACUUUAUGCUUCUACACAGGGUAUGGAGUUCUAGGGUUAGACGGGUAUGCUUGAUAAAUUAAAUCGAGGUAGAUGUAUGAAUAGGGACAUAUAGUGGUCGAGGCGACCGAACCCCUACUAUAGGUAGCCUUCCUAGAUAGAACACAGGAUAAAAAAAUCUACGUGGAUGGUGGAUAGUAUCCCUUGAAGGAGCUACGAGCUUCAGCUUAGUGCCCCAGAUACGAUAGGCUAGAUCGAGGUGACUUUAUAUGGGUCUAGGGGAGGCGUACUCAGAGGUGUGUGGAUAACCACGAAAGCCCAUGAAAACGAGCUCACUCACCACAUUCGAUAACCCUAAGUAUCUAGAUAUACAUAGUAGCCCUAGGCUAGGGUGAGGGAUAGUUCCCCGAAGUACCUGCUUUUAGAUUUAUUCAAUCUCUAAACUAGUAAUUCCCUCAAAUCCUCCACUCAAACCUCCAAAACCGAUUAACUAAUUAACAACAUGGUGGGAAGUAGGCUAGGGUAAUAGGAACCGAGUAAAAUAUGACCUUGAUUACCACUAUAAAAAAAUGCCAUCUUAGGUUAAACUUGGCUUAGGAUGGAGUAGUUGUUGACACGUGCUAACCAUUGACAAUAAUCUACACGGACUCAAGUGAUCAACUUCACCCAAAGUUUGUUUACUAUGAAGCAUCAAUAGUGGAGGACGGAGCUCCUGUCACUUAGUUAUCUCAAUUGAAAGUUCGGAGAAAAGACUUCAAAUACUUGUUAGUUGGAAGGCAACCCAACAACUUCAAUUUGCGUAUCUUUCUCUUUUCUUUUAAAUAAAUUGUUAAAGUUAGGGAUUGAAUAGUUUAGUUGAUGAAUGAUAGAAUUUUAGCCCUCGCCAAAUAAAUUAGCUGAAUGAAUGUUGUAGUGGAUAAUUGAAAUCCUUACGUGUUGUUAAAAAUUUAUCAUUGCCUGAAAAUGCCAAGAUCGCGGGCGCGAUGUUAAAGAUCGUGGCGGAGAUCUCGUCCGUACCUAUUUAAGGGGAAGGUGCACUAAUCAUUUCAUGUGUUCUCUGUCCCCAUCUACAACCUAAUCACGUACACCAUGUUCUCAAAGCACUUUUGAACCUUUUGACCUUAUUUCAUCUUACCUCUAUUUCAAGUGUCUAUAUUGAAGUAUUGCUUAAUUUCUUGGAUUAAUAUCAUGUCUUCAAGCAAGUUAAGGUACUAUUUUCCAUUUUCCUAUCAUUUUGGUACCUUAGAUAGGUCAAGAUGUGUUUGAUUGCAAAGUGAACUUGGUGAUUUUGAGGGCUUUGGGAUGGCUUCUUUAUGCAAUAGGAAUAAUAUUUAUGCUUUCAAGGAUGUUUUUUGUUAAUGGGGAGACCUUGGUGGGUUAAUUUGACUUAAUUUUCUUGUUCUCAAAGUUCUCCCACCAAGUGUUCAAUGAAAUUUCCCAAUCACAUAUCAUUCACUUUUUUUUUUCUUAUGAUUUGCAAUUAAACUUGUAUGCUUAUGAAUGAACCUUGCAUGCAUGAGUUUGGUUUAUUUAUGGAAAAGGAGGAUUAAUUAUAUUGAUUAAACCAUGAUUCUUUCUCCGUGCCAUUUUUAAAUAUAUGAUCUCACUUAAGUGUGGGGGUGGAUGGAUACUUACAAUAGCAUUUUUCUAAGUUCAAUUGUUGAUAUCGAGUGGAUUAAUGGUGUUUGUACAUCUUUCGUGCUACACUUCUUGUGUAGGGUAUCUAAAAAGUAUAAAAGCAUGGUCCGAGGGGAGAGUUCUCAACUGGUGGAGAGCUCCUACUCUCCUAACACUCGCUAUGAUUCAAAGAAGAAGAGGAGUAAACCCCGACUAAAAGAAGUUAUCGUUGAAGCUAUUAAGCAUUGAGGAGAACAUCUAUAGCGUGUUCGUAUUGGAGUUCCUUAACACACUCACUAUUCAAGAUCUCGAAGGAGCUACAGAUUUAGAGUACAACAUUGAAUUCAAAAUCAGAGAAGAACAUCUCCAGAUGUCAAUUCGGGACUUGACAAGAGCUUUAGUUAUAAACCCAUAAGACGUUGUGGAUUCAUUAGAUGAUUUUUGCCACCUUGAUUAUAGAAAGUGAUUUUCCAUGCUUCAAAGCAUUUGAUGAAUCUGAGGAGCCAGGCAAGGAGCCAGGCAACCGACACUGGGAUGUCAAGCUGUCAAGGGCCAGUGAGCUGAGGCGGGAAUGGAUAUUGAUCCACCACGUGAUUGCUAGGUUCGUGUGGGUAGGAAAUACAAGAGUAAGGGCAAUUUGGCUGACAAAGACAUCACAUUUCUUCAUAGCAUGCAUACCCCUCAGACCUUUCACCUCGGUCUGGCUAUCCUAUACCCAUUUAAGCAAUAUGAGAAGGAUCAUCGACUUGCUGCAUUGCACGGUGGAGUGUAUGUCACCCGAUUCGCUCGUUUCUUCGCGAUUGACUUUCAAGCUAUUAAAUUUUGAAUGGACUCGAAGACUACACAUAUUUCUUUUGAGACCUUAAAGUCAAAGAUUAAGGUUGUAACUCCGAGCGUUAAUGGUAUUUGGGGUCUCCAAGGUUUUCCCUUCCCACUCACAAACACAUUAGAUAUGGAGGGCACAAUGUUUCGCCUUCUAGUUCCCGCCAACCAUCGUGCAACUAGGAAGGUAAUGGAAGGGGAUGGCGAGGAGGGCCAAGAGGAAAGCAUGCAAGAAGAGGAGGUGACACAUCAAUCGAUCCACCAUCCGGCAACCUCAACUAUCAAGUGAGGUAGAGACUACCAUACCAAGGUAAUGAUAGCGACCAUCCUCUAUAACCAAAGAAGAGAGAAGGAGGCAAGGCAAAACCUAAUGGCGUGCAUACAGGCGAUUAUGGAGAAGAUGGAGAUCCCUUUAGCGGAUAUCUCCCCACCAUUUGUGUGCUUUCCUUCCCCCGAACAUUUUCAAGCCGGAGAAGAAGAAGAAUCUUCCGAGAAGGAUUAAGUCUUAGGCAUUCCAAGGCCUAUCUUUCAUUUCUUUGCUUCUCUUUCUUUUUACUUUAAACAAUGUUUAUUGUUAUGUCUUAAUUUUCGUAGUUCAUAUUUUACUUUACCUAGUUGUAGUACCUUAAAUACUUAAUUAUCUAUAUUAUUUUGUGCCUUUUAACCUUCUUUCUUUCUUUAUUUUACUUAUGUGCUUUAUCGUUCUAUACAAACCAGAAAGACAAAGACCUACACAUUUGCACCAACAACAACCCAACCAAAUACCAUAUGGUAACGAUUCAUGAACCUACCUUAGAAUUCCAAUAUUGAGGAUUGAUUUUAAUUGCUUUUAUAUAAAAUUUUAUUUUAGAGAGUUAAUGAAAUUAUUAGGUUUAUUUUAUUUUGUAUAGUGAAUUGAAUUUAGUAUUUUUGUAGUUGUGAUGUGCUCAUAUAAUUCAGUACAAUGAUGUUAGGGUUUAGGCUUUUGUAUUUAUAUUAGUUUUAGGAUGUCUCUAACAAGUUGUUCAAUCGUAAUUAUAGGUAGACAUGGCUUACGAUUUUGACCAACAGAUGAUUACACUUACUACUUCCUUAAUUACAUUUGAUAUUCUAGAUCGGACGAUGUUGUGACAAUGACAAUAAAACAUCUUGAGGUUUUAUGGUAUCAUUCUACUGAAGCUCUUGAGGAAGGCACGAGACACCUAAUAAUAAAAGACUUGAUAUGUGUUAUAUGUAUCGCGACAAAUGUAGAAGGGAGAAGAUGUCAUACAAUCCAUAUCUGAUGAAAGAGAGACGUGUCAAUACAAGUUGGAAAGGGACUAAUUACAUGUUCAAGGUAAAAAAUUUAGAAUCACUUAUUGAUCCAGAGGAUGCUAAUGGACCGACAUUCAAGGUGGUGUAAGGAGUGACAGAGAGGGGAACCAGACGGAGGCGAGGGUGUCAUAACCAUGAGAAAAUGCUUUACCCGGAGGGCCAUAGUUAGAAGAAGCAAUUUAGUCAUCAGGAUAUAAAAGAGACCAUGAAAAUGAGAGAUUUUGGGGUCACUACGGCGCAACAGAAGAAGACAAUAAAUGAUCAAAAAGGGUGACCAAUGGCAUCACAACAUCACUAAUUUUAUAACCGAGGAUCCAAGAUUAGGAGAGAUAACAUGGACUAGAUGGAUGCAAUCAAGUAUGUGUUGCAAGCCGCAAAAAGUGAGCAGUACCAUAUACAGUAUCUGAAAGAUGAUGACAACAUGCUCACCCAUCUUUUCUUUUCCCAUCUGGCUUCCAUCUAGAAGAUGAAGGCAUGGUCAUACGUGAAUCGUUGGUGAAGGUCGUAAGUGUUACUCUCGUUGCGAAGAACUUCAACAUAUGUUGUGUUCUUAUGAAGGAGGAGACAAAAGAGGCGUACCAUUGGUUGUUGAUGUGCAUAAAAUAAUUGCCCAGUCCACGUGUUUACCUAACUAAGAAGGUGGACUAAUCGUAACAAUUCCUAAGGUCUUCUCCUACACCCCACAUUUGUUAUGUGUUUGGCACAUCAACAACAAUGUGAAGGCAAAGUUUCCGGAAAUAUUAGGGGAAGAACAAGUUGGAUUUAGUCGAAGAAGUUUACAAUUGUAACACCUCGAAUUUUGGAUUAUGGUUUGACCAUAAUACGUGAUCGGUUGGGUUGGCAGUUGCGUACUAAUUAUUAUUAUUACUAUUAUUAUAAAAAAUAAAUAAAAAAUAAGCAAGGGGCCGAGAGGGAGAGGGCGGCCCUCUCCUUUCCCCAAAAAUUUCCCCAGCACCCAGCCAUCAUCCCAAAGCCCGCCCCAAUCAAUUGCCCCAAGCAAAGAGAAAGGCCGCCCCAAUUAAUUGCCUCUGAAAUUCCCCAAACCCCCCAGCAGUAAAAUAAACCCCCGACCCCCCUUUCCGAUUCUUCAAAUCACCCCAGCCGCUUCUGCUUCAUUGAGAACAAAAAGAAAACCCGACCCUCUCAAUAACCCCCCGCCCAUUCGUCUUUUCCCAGCAGCAGCAGGCCCACGCCGCCAUCGCCAAUCCCCUCUUCAAGCAAAGAAUAAUCACCGCCGCCCAAUCUCGAUUCCGAUCCCAUCCCUCUCGUGUUUCUAGGUAAGGAUCACGAACCCCUUCGCGAUUUCGAAACGCGAUUUCUCGUUAGACUAAUUCGAAGCUCGGAUUUUUAUUAAAGGUGACGUUGAGGGUGCGAUCAACAAGGAGAUCAACGUCCCAGAUCAUCUAAUCUAGUCCUAAGCGCGUUCGAGAGCUAAAUGAACUCGAUCCCUUUGAGUUAGGUCAUUUAAUUUGGUGAAUUUUUUCGUGAGGGUGAAAUUCUGAUGUUUUAGCAACAGGCGUUCAGGCCUUUAGUGACAGAAUUUGGGUGGUCACUACAGCUGCUGGGAAUUUCCAGAAAUUUGUUUUAGAUGGUUUAAAUUGUUUCGAGUCUUUACGAGGAUUUGUUCUUGAUUUUAAAUUUUUUAUAAAUUGAGGCAGGUCUAGGAGAUGACUGUAAAUUAAUUUGGGAAUGUUUGAAGAUGUAUUUCUAAUUUUAGAAAUUGUUCGAACAUUUGUUUUCAAUAAAUAAAAAUAAUUCUGAGGAGUUUAUAAGGGUUUGAUAAUUUUCCAGGUUAUAAGUACUCAUGAUUGAUAUAGGAAAAUUAUGAUCCGAAUUUUUAAGAAGGUUCAAGUUAGGUGGAAAAUUCGUUCAAGACUAAAAUAAUUAGGAAAAGUAGUCGGUUUUGACGGGACUGGUUUUAGAAAAUUUUUAAAGGGGAUUAAGGGACCUUGGGAGCAAGUCUCAAGGGCUGGAUGUCGAGGAGAGGAUGUUCUAGUGACCCAAAAUGGAUUUCUAAAUCGAGAAAGGACGACUAAAGAGAUGACUUUCUUAUUAAUAGGUUCACCAAGAUAUUUCAACUAAGAGGGUUUUCUUCGAGUAAAGAAUCGAGGAGUCAGCUUUUCAAGGUGAGUGUAAAGGGGGUAAAUUCCACGCCUUACGUGUUCUUUCAAGAAUUACAAGUCUUGAGUAUUUUGAUGAAGUGAAUGUCGUUGUUUGAUUGUGCCUAUGGUUGAUGAUACGUGAUUCUGUUUGAGCUAUGCUUGAUGUGAAUGUGCAUGAGUUCUUAUUUAAUUUUAAGCUUUAAGUUUAUAAGUUAUUGUUAAGGUUAAGAAACAAGUUCUUUUUAAGAAGUAACUCACCUUCAAGAAAGUGAAGUCGUUUUAAGUGUUUUUAGUCACUAGCGCCAGUCCGUUGCCUUUUGAGACAGUUUGAGAUAGAUCAGCAGUUAUGCUCUUGAGACUUUUAAGAUGGGCAGCAGUUAUGCCCUUGAGAAUCGUGGUGAAGAGCCACCACGAUAUGUUUAAGAUGUUUGGGGGAUAAAUCGUUACGACUUCCCUAACUAAGUUUAAGUUUAAGGAAAGCCUGAAUGGCUUCUCAUACGUAUGAGUUGGCAACCGGACUAGCUAGUGAGGGAUCCCCGUGUCAGUCAAAAGAUUUAAGUCAAGUUUUUGAGCUUUAAGAAGGGAGAGUAACUUUAACUCCCGGAGAAUUUUUUAGUUAUAAUUGUUAAGAGUGGAAGUACAAAAAAACUUCCACUAGUAGAAGUUAAGUGUUUAGAGAAGAAUACUAAAGUACUAUAGAUUUUAUCGUAAGGGCGUAGACUGACCCCAACUCACUCACCAGAUCGUAGAGGAGGAAAUCCUAACCAGUCAGUCCGUGAUCAGCAAGCUAGAGGAGCUCAACACCAUCGUCGCUGAGAGAUGUCGAGCCAGGCGUCAGAGUAAGCAUCAGAGAACUUUUUCAAGUUACUAAGACUUUAUAGUUAAGAGUUAAAGAUUGGAGAUUCAUUCCUUUGGACAAUUUGAGUUUUGCCCACAUGUUUAGGGCUUCGAUUUGAGAUAUUUGAGUUUGGUAUUUUAUUUUAAACUUGUGUUAUUUGAGAUUUUUAAUUAUACCCCGGGGUAGAAAUGUCCUUUUCAAAAUUCAAAGAGGUGGGAUGUUUCAACAAUGAUGGUUGGGCUCGAUUCCUUUAUUCCUAGUCUGAAGAAGGUAUGUUGGCUGCUUUAGGUCACUUUAGGGCGACAUGGAGCAAUGACAAUGCACGUCUGCUGCUGACUCGCACGGAACUACACCACAAAUUAAUUCCGACUAGAGCCCACGUUUUUAAACUCUAGUCGGGUGCAGUAUAGGGCAAGUAUUUAAAUUGUCAACCCGGACCGGUCAAUGUACCCCUACUCAAUCGCUUAAGUUGUUAUCUAUCAAAACGGUUUUAGGUUUAAACUAAGAAACCUACAAAUGAAAACAAGCAAAUAAAGUAAAUCGAGGUUGUCCCAAUGAGAGAAGAGUUCACCCGGGUGUUGAUCCCCCUAGCUAGAAAUUACGACUUGAAGGAUCGAACGACCGUGUAGGGGGUCAUAAACCACAGGGAAGUCUAACAAGCAGCCAAAGCUACCCUCUUAGCCUCUAGGUUGAGGAAUGGGAUACGAUCCAAGCCACUAAUGUGACCCUCUCAACCUAUAGACUAAAGAAUGAUUAGACUUCACCCUCGAAUUGGAGUUCGGACGACCACCCACAACCUAACCCUAAGUAUGCAAAAUAAGAGGUUUGCCCUUUAACUAACCUAGAAUAGGAGGCAUAUAAUGACCAAGGAAACCCAUCUCUAAUAGAGCCUCUUAAGUUAAGGAGGGUUCUCUCUAAACUAACUUAGGAGGCGUUGAAUCCCAAGGACACCCAAUUAACCUCUUAACCUAAGGAGGUCUCCUCACUAAUCUAGGUUAGAAUGACAAUUAGAUUGAUAGGCUUUCACACAACACAAUUAUUUCUGAAUAAUACCUCCACAUUCACAUUAAAACACAACCACACACAGAUCAUUCAGUUCAUACAAACAUUCAUACAAUUGUAGCUAGGGUUUACAACACCUAAGUGAAUAGGUAGGCUAAUCCAUAGCCAGGUAAAGGAAAAAAACAAAAAGGAGAGAAAGAACCAUGGAGAGGUGGAAAUCUUCCUUCCUUGUUGCUUGAAUCUCCCUUGAGAAGAAGAAAUCUUCAAUCCCCUAGCUUGAAUUGAGGCAAUUUCCUUCUUCCUCCUUUGAUUAUCACUUUCUCUCUCUAGAAUGUGAAGGGAAAACCCUAAUCUCUCACUAGAACCCUCUUUAUUCUGAAAACUAAAACCCUACCUAAAAGCUCUCACUUCUUCUUCCUUUCAGCUCUCCAUUUAUACUGAGAUCGCGCCCAGUUUACGACCUUCCAAUUCACGGCCAUGAACACCUAAACGCGUCCGUGAACUCAGUGUCAUGGGCCAAAACGCAUCGCUUCACUCCCGGAGUUCAUGGUUUGUGCUUACAGUUCGCGGUCUUAGCGACCGUGAACUGCCUUGUCAUCCAAAACCUUUGGAACCCCUCUCGACACUUCUCUGUUCACGGUUUGUGGUUCCAGUUCACGGUCAUGGCGACCGUGAACUCGCAGCUCUGACCGUGAACUGCAGAUGGUUCUUGGAUGUCUGCGCUUUACUUUCACAGGGCAAUUGUCACGGUUGCUACUUUGGACUUUUCUUCAGUUUUUGCGCUUUUUGACCUCCAAUCGUCCCGAAACUCGUACUCGACCCUUCCACACGUGCUAUGACAUGAAAUGUAUCAAAACAAGCACAACCUAGCAUGAAAAAUGUCGAGGAACGAUGAAACGCAAAGUCAAACUAUCAAGAAAUGAGGGCCAAAAUGUGUACAAUUGGACCCGAAUCAGUUGCAAUACGUUGAACGAGAGUGGUGGCAGCACUGAGAGAAGUGGGUUAUAUGCCAUACCAAAAAUGUGUUUCAAAUGGAAAACACAUUGCACAAACAUGAGUCAUCACAUUCAUCAUUUAGAACGUCCCUUUGGUGAUGAUGGUUGUGGGGAGGGAGAAGAGCAGCUUUGGAUGAAAAUGGGGAUGGACAUGGAGUGGGAAAUGUUGAGGUAGAGGUAGAGUUUUAAAAUGAGGAAGGGUAAAAAAAAGUAUUUUUAUUUAAUAUUUGCCAUUUGGACAACAAAUAUCACUAUAUUAGUAAUUCAGUAUUUUACCUCCCAAUUUUUACCUGGAUUCCUAUUUAACGCUCUAACUUUUUAAAUUUUACGCCCUAAAUUAACCAAACAGACAAUAUUACCCCUAUUAGCCAUCGCCCUUAAUCAACAUCGCUCUGCUCCGCCCUAAUCCUGCUCAUUUAAUUCACCGGCGUCUGACGAAAAUUGCGCGGCUGCUCUACUGCUCCGCCACCGGUCUCCGCCGACAGGAUUGCCACUUCGCCAAAUGAGGACGCAGAAGAGAGAAACGAAUCCCGCCACGCUACGAGCAGGAAUCGCGAUCGAGGAAGGAGGAGGAAGAAGACGGAUCGAGGAAUCGCGCUGAGCACUCUGACGAACACUCCGCCCCGCCGGUUCAAUCGUCUGGCGGUCUAUGGUUUUCGGAGGAGGAAGAGGAACCGUCGCGCCGAGCAGGAACCGCGAUUAAGGAAGGAGGAGAAAGAAGACGGAUCGAGGAAUCGCAGGUCUGGUUGCUGGUCGGGUCGCGGGCUGCCGGACUGUGCGGUUUGGUUUGGUUGUUUGAAUAAAUGAUUAGAAUGUAUUAUUAUUAUUAUUAUUAUUAUCAGUGAUGAUUUUAUGACCGGAAUUGCAAGACAACUUAAUGUACAAUUAUUAUUAUUAUGAGUGAUGACUUUAUUGGUAUAUAUAUAACUAAUGUACAACAUUUAAAUAUUGUGUUAUAAUUAAUUAGUUAUGUAUAAUUAAUUGGUUUUAUAAUCAAUAUUGAGUUUUAUCAUUAACGUACAAUCAUUGAGAUUUAUAUUUAAUUUUUAAAUAAUGUGAUUUACAUUUUACAAUUAAUCUACAUUUACAAUCCUCUUUAAAUGUAAGAAUAUAAAAUAAUAAUCACUUGAUAAUGACACAAAGGUAAAUCCAUAAGAAUAUAAAAUCCAAAUCACUUGAUAAUGACACAAAGGUAAAUCCAUAAUUCGACAUAAUGUUCAAUCUAAAAAAAAAAAUAACGCAACAAUGUUUAAUCACUAUUGUCAUCUUCAUUGGCUGGAUGAUGUCCUCCGAGAUCGACAUACAAUUGUCGCCCCUGGCUCGUAUAACGAAUCCCAAUUAGCAAUUCUUAGCAUAUCCCGAAAGUGAGACCACUGUGGACUAAAAUUAGGUAUUGGUGUGACCCCAUCAACUUCGCCAAAAUAUAGUCGCACCCAAUGUGCCCCAGUAAAAGCAAGAGUUAUAACUUGACUAGGUUGAGUGACCCCUUCCGGCGCCGUCAAAGGUAAGACUGUGUACCCAUACGUGGUUCGUUCAUUAUACAGUCCAUAAACAACAAUUGCACAGUUGUAUAGGGUUGCGAAUGUCAGCAAAUCCACCUCCUCAAACCAAUACUCUUGUGUGCAACUCCCAGCAGUCCGACGAUCCAGCCUAUGACGUGCUGCCUCCAAUGAUCCAUCUCUGUAAAGAUAAACCCCCUCAUAGAUAGGCCUUUGAUCAUUGAUUUCUGUGACAAGAUUUUGCCUCAUUUGUAAGUAGUGUUCCUCGUCUCCAUAAAUCACAUGUGACAUGACUCGAAAACCACAAUGCCCGUCUGGUUUUGGGUCAAACCAACCUCUAAGAAGAGGGCGGGCGCUGAGUGGGAUAUAGCGGAGAUAAGGACAAACAUUUCUCUCAUUGUGGACUUGCAUAUGCUGACUUUUCGAGACACCUCCUGUUGGUACAAAAAAUAACUACUGUAAACGGCUACAUACCAAGGAGUAUGAUUACACCAAAAAGAUAAGAAUUUUGCUAACCUGCAGGAGUCGUCUUGUGUGUCUUUCUCGUGUUCUCAUUUGUUUUGCUCCUCUUUGUCGUUCGUGUCCUCUCAUGCUCAAACCAAGAAGGAUCUCUAGUGUUCGACCUCUUUGGUGGUCGUCUCUUCAGAGCCUUUGACUCUCUAGGCUCUAAUAGGCCUGCAACUUGUGGACGAAUAUGAGGGAGUAGUAAUUAAGAUGCCUUCCGGACAGCAGCUGGUCCUUGCCUGUACACAUCCUCCACCAUGGCUGUAAAAAUUCCACGGUCAGUGGCAUCAUGGUCCUCCCAUUUUGCACCAUCAGGAGGACUCUCAUACACCAAAGAUGACCAGAAUCGAUGUAAGUGGUAAGGGUGUAACUCCAUGCCGGCAUCACUAAGUGCAUCCAUCUUACAUUUACAUGGCAAACCAUGUGUCUCAAGUAGCCGACAUCCACAUCGCUGAACAAUUUCUCUGGCUCGUUCUUUCAUCAACAACUCAAUUUCCCACAAGCUUACUUCCAUAUUCAAGUGACCAUAUGGCGGACCGUAAGCUAAUUUAAAUACCUAUUUCAAAGAACGAAUUUCUAAGUCAAAAUCAAAUUGAGUAUACGGAGGAAUAUCAACACCAUUGAAGAAAAAAUGAAAAUACCUUCAAACGCGAAUCCUCUAAGUCCUUUCUUAGUUCAGUCACUUUUCCCUCAAUGGAUGUGUGAUAUCUGAGAAAGAGUGUGUCGAUCUUGUGGGUCAAACUGGCAAGUCAUUUCUUCAAAGAUGAAUGAGCUGACUCUACCAUGUUUGUGCUCGUGUUACCAAUAUGGAAAACACGAUUGGUGUAGCAAUGAGCACACCUUUGCGCACAUGGUAUCCACUCACCCUUCAAGUAGUUCAUGAAGCGUAGGUUUGUACCCCACUCACUAUUCUGCAAGUCUACCCACCGCUGCUGGAACCCUCUCUGCGUGUUGGCAUUCAUAAGUGUCUGCCAAUGCCCUGCUACAAACGCCUCUGCAGAUUCUCGACUUGACCCGAAAGACAUCAUCUUAGCUUUAAUGUUUUUCUUCAUGUGCCACACACAUAGUAAAUGAGCUGAAGAUGGAAAGAUCUCAUGCACGGAGACACCCAACCCUCCCUCCUUAUCGAUGACGAACGCAUCUGGUCUUCGACCACCAAGAACAUUCUUCAAUUGCGACAAAACCCAAGCAUAUGUCUCCUUUGUCUCAUCUUAAACCAAUGCGAACCCUAUGUUGAAGUUCUUCUUCACCGGACUAACACCAAUCAACUGAACCAGUGGUUGCUUAUACUUGUUGGUCUUGUACGUCGAGUCUAUCAAAAUAACGAAAUACCAUGCGCUCAACAUCUUAAUAGACUCUGGAUGGCAAAGGAGGAGUCUAGUAACACAACGUUCAUCAUCAAAAUCAACCCCAAUGAAGUAGCCAAGACGGUCAGCUUCUAUCAAUGUGCAGCGCACAGGGGAAAGGCCACCCAAUCUCUCAUGCCUAAUCCUUGCUGUCUCAUUAUAAACCUGAUCCAUGUUGUGAUGAGCAUCAUACUUCCUAUUUAUAAAACUUCUUAUAUCUCUCACCUGAGUAUGUGUUGCCUCCAACUCCUUAAUUUCAUUUUUUUCCUCUUUUGAAAGAGCAUUCCUUUGCUUGCUUCCUUCAGAAUAAACCUCCAAUUUGUGAUUGUGAAAUCCCUUUGACUUCCCAGAUCAGUCCAUACCACCCAAAAUUCUCCACUGACAUUUGCCAUUACCAAUGAAGCCCGCACUACAACUUGGAAUUGACAACCUUGUUUGCCUGAUUUUGAUUUGACCCGUCUUGUCUUCGUCAAAUCUGGGGUAUAUGAUUUGCUCCUAUUACCAUGGUUGCAAUCCAUAUAUACCCGCAGAUAGUCUUCUCCUCGGUUUCGCUUGAUUGAUCCCACAACCAAGAAAAAUCUAUUUCUUUGGGCAAUAUCCUUUGCCGCCGCACAAGCUUCGGCACGGGUAUCAUAAACAACAUCGCUUAUGAACAAUGAUGUGUAAUCAAAAUUGUCACCCUCAUCACCUCCAGAAUCUCCCUACAAUUAAAUAUUAUAAAAACAUAUAAGGUUGAGCCAUGCAAGAAUUAUGGUACAAUAAUGAAACUAUCAAACAAUAAACAAAUAAAAUACUUACCGAAUUACUCAUAAUAUACUCCAAAGGAAAUAUCCUUAUUCAAACUUGAUUAUCUUCGAUUACACGUCUUUAUUUCUAUGGUGUUUUGUAAAAUUCGUAGGUCUUACAUUCUCUAUUUAUAGAUGUUGCAAAAACAUGUACUACCCUUCUAGGAAUAGAAAAACAAAUCCUACACUAACUCGGAAACAUAAUAUUACUUGAACAAUGACUGCAACUACUAAUUCAUCUUCUAAAUAAUAAAAUUAAAUAAAUAUGGUGUCCUUUUCCUUUGAGGAAUUAUUUAAUUAUUUUAUAUUGUUAAUAAGUGUCCAACCUAUGUAAAAAAAAAGUGUCCAACCAGACCAGAUUCAAACGUCCAACCAGAUCAGAUCCAACCCAACCGAUUCCUGCACUUUCAACCAAACUUGACCAGUCCCUAAAAAAAAAAAAAACCAGACUUGACCCGGAGCGCUUCCUUCUUCGUCCUCACCAGAGAAUCGCGAAGGCAGACUUGACCGGCGCACUGAGCACGAACGGCGGCGGGAUUCUAUCUACGUCCUCUAUCGGCGCACCAGCAGGCAUGGCGCGAGGGAUUCAUGGAGAACGGCGACGAUGAUUAGGGCGAUGACGAUGAUGUACGAUGAUGGUAUUCUCGGGCGACGGCGGCGAUGAUUCUUCUCGGUGCGCGAUCAACAGCUUCUCGACAACGAUGAUUCCUCUCGGGCUCUGCGACCAGGCCCUUCCUUCCGAACGCGUUUCCGAGCGAUCAACUGCUCGCCGAAUGAUUCCUCGAGGUGACAUCCUCGCCAACGAUAAGCAUCCUUCCAGGGGGAACGACAGCGGUAGGGCGGCUGAAGCUAUUAAUUAGGAUUACGCAUUUAGUUAGAAAUUGGGGAUUUUUUAAGGGCAAAAUCGUGAACUAUUUUAAAUUAGGGCGAUAAAUUCAAAAAAUUAGGGUGUUAAUUAGUAACUCUCGUUUUUACUCCCCAAGUAUCACUCCAGUUCCCGCCGAAAUCCUCCCCAACUCUCCAGUCUCCAGUAUCUCGCUGCUGUUUUCUGUCAGGCAUUUCUUACUGGUUGGCUUCUAUCUGUCUAAUUCCCGGUGGAGAUGCCGGAGCUGGACUAUGCCAAAGCAAUGGCUGAGUUUCUGAUACGCCACCACUCACGGCAACUCCGGUCGAUAGUCCUGUCUCCCGAUCCCAAGCUCCAUUAUCCUCUCCACAUCGAUUUUGCAGAGCUAUUUGACGAAAACCCUCCGGUUGCCAGCCUGGUUUUCUCUCAGCCCGCUGAGUACCUGCUCCAUUUUGACAAAGCAGCUCUAUGGGCUCAUAAAAUCGUCCUCGAGAAUCUGGAUGCUGGUGAGAAAGGGACUGAGAAGAAGUUCAUUCAUGUUCGUAUUAAUGUCAAUGGAUCUCCACUUGAAUUCUCUGAAACGUUUCCACGCAUUGGACAUGUGAGGGUGAGACACAGAGGGAUUCUACUGACCCUCAAGGGAACUGUUAUCCGUUCAGGAGCAGUGAAGAUGUAUGAAGGCGAGAGGAUGUAUCGCUGUCGUAAAUGCAAACAUGAGUUCCCAGUUUAUCCUGAGCUGGAGUCCAGAAACACCAUAGCUUUGCCAUCAUUUUGCCCGUCAGAGAGACCCAAGCCCUGUGAAGGGACAAGGUUUGACUGUGUAGAUGAAACUACAAUCUGCCACGAUUACCAGGAAAUUAAAAUCCAAGAAAGUACUCAGGUGUUGGGUGUUGGUGUAAUUCCUCGUUCAAUUCCAGUCAUCUUGAUGGAUGAUCUGGUUGACGUGGUUAAAGCUGGGGGUGAUGUGAUUAUUACUGGGCUUUUGACCGCAAAGUGGUCUCCUGACCUAAAAGAUGUCCGCAGUAACCUGGACCCUGUGUUAAUUGCUAAUAAUGUGCGGCGAACCAAUGAGCUGAAAUCAGACAUUGACAUCCCUAAUGAUAUUAUGAUGACAUUCAAACAGUUCUGGUCAGACUUUAAAGAUGCACCUUUGAAAGGUAGAAACACCAUUCUACGAGGUGUUUGCCCCCAGGUGUUUGGACUCUUUACUGUGAAGCUUGCUGUAGCACUGACACUUAUUGGGGGAGUGCAACAUGUUGAUGCAUCUGGUACUAAGAUUCGAGGAGAAUCUCAUUUACUUUUGGUUGGGGAUCCAGGUACUGGCAAGUCUCAGUUCUUAAAAUUUGCUGCGAAGUUAAGCAACCGAUCCGUCAUCACUACUGGAUUGGGGAGCACUAGUGCAGGCUUGACUGUCACUGCUGUCAAGGAUGGAGGUGAAUGGAUGCUGGAAGCUGGAGCCCUUGUUUUAGCAGAUGGAGGACUUUGUUGCAUCGAUGAAUUUGAUAGCAUGAGGGAACAUGACAGGGCAACUAUUCAUGAGGCAAUGGAGCAGCAGACGAUAAGCGUUGCCAAGGCUGGGCUUGUAACUACCCUUAGUACCAGAACAAUUGUUUUUGGUGCCACAAAUCCUAAAGGACAGUAUGAUCGAGAUCAAUCUCUUUCGGUCAAUACGGCACUCUCUGGUCCAUUAUUGAGCAGAUUCGACAUAGUGCUAGUCCUCUUGGAUACAAAAAAUCCUGAAUGGGAUGAAGUCGUGUCAUCUCAUAUUCUUGCAGAGGAAAAGUUAAAAACGCAUGAAGAUUCAGAUAGUAUCUGGACACUGGCGAUGCUUCGGAAGUACAUUAACUUUGUGAAAGGGUACUUUAAACCACUCCUUACUACAGAGGCCGAGGAAGUUAUAUCGAGCUACUUUCAACUUCAAAGGCGAUCUGCAACUGAUAAUGCAGCCAGGACAACCAUUCGCAUGCUUGAAAGCUUAAUACGAUUAGCUCAAGCGCAUGCAAGACUAAUGUUCAGAAAUGAGGUUACCCGGUUGGAUGCUAUAAUGGCCAUCUUAUGCAUGGAAUCAUCGAUGACCACUUCUGCCAUAGUGGACAGUUUUGGGAAUGCGCUCCAUUCAAACUUCACGGAAAACCCUGAUGAAGAAUAUACAAAGCAAGAGAAAAUGAUUCUGGAAAAGCUGGGACUGAUCGAUGAGCCCUUUAUGAGGUAGGCACAGGCUAGCAGCUGGAAUCGGACGGCACUUCAUAAAGCUAGCAGAGCAUACGUACCACCUUGGUUAAAUCACCUGCUGCUUUCAUGGUAAAAGAAAGUUAUCAUAGGCUACUCAAAUAUUAUCAUUUUAUUUCGUCAUAAAGGCAUGGACUAUCAUAGCUAUUCAGUAAAAUGGUGAAUCCAGCUUUCGACGAUUGAGCAACCACAUGGUAGUUGCAACAGGUUUGUUGUGGCUCUUCUAUUUUCUGAUUUAAUAGCAUCCAUCAGAUGAACGAAUUUUCAACAAUCCAAUGUUUGGAUGUCCCAAGAUGAUGGAUGGAUGGUUCUGCGAAGUAGGAAGUGGAGACCAAAUACUGAUCCUGACAUGACAAUGAUGAGAUGUUAAAAAAAAAAAAAGAGACUAAAUACUUGUUUUUCAU